Molecule: messenger RNA, 1138 nt
Organism: Trametes versicolor FP-101664 SS1
Lineage: Eukaryota; Fungi; Basidiomycota; Agaricomycetes; Polyporales; Polyporaceae
Exons: 6
Coding region: 1-1002 (333 amino acids)
Biological process (GO): mRNA splicing, via spliceosome
Cellular component (GO): precatalytic spliceosome; U2 snRNP; catalytic step 2 spliceosome
Molecular function (GO): RNA binding
Source: RefSeq, a predicted model, not a curated record
AUGAACGUGGUCAAAGAGAUCAAUAAGAUCAACGAGCGCGAGCUUGACCUCGAUACGAAAGGCUCAUGGCAUGACGACUACAAGGAUUCUGCGUACAUCUUCGCCGGAGGACUCAAUACGGAGCUGACGGAGGGCGACGUGAUCACUAUAUUCUCACAGUAUGGUGAGAUCAUGGACGUAAACAUGCCCCGUGACAAAGAAACUGGCAAGCCGAAAGGUUUCGCCUUCGUAAUGUAUGAGGACCAGAGGUCGACUGUUCUGGCGGUAGACAAUCUGAACGGCGCCAAGAUCCUAGAAAGGACCAUUCGUGUGGAUCACGUCAAGAACUACAAGCAGCCGAGAGAGAAGGGCGAGGACGGCGAGCUGCACGAACGCGAGGAGCAGAGUUUGAAUGCGAAGCCGACUUUGGUCCGAGAUGAGGCGGAGGUCUCUGAAUCUUCGGAUGACUCCGGGCCCGAGAUCGACCCCGAGGACCCCAUGCGGGAUUACCUGAUAGCGAAGCGCAAGGAGGAGAAAGCUGCGAAGAAGGGUAAGAAGUCCAAAUCGAAGCGCAAGCAUAAGGACGAGACCCCGGAGGAACGGCAGGCGCGGAAAGAACGUAAAAGACUCCGGAAAGAGAAGACCAAGUCCGCAGGUAUCAAGGCCGCGGAGGAGCUUCUCAACUCGCUCGCAGGGCUGGGUUCAGUCGCUCCGAAGCGGAGAACCGAGUCGCCCAGGAGGUCGCGCAGCAGGACCCCGGUCCGCAAACAAGAGGGCGAAGCCCGUCAUGGUCGCCAUUCUCCCCCAAGAAGACGGAGCCCGUCUCGCGACCGCUCACCAGUCCGACGGUACCGCAGCCGUACUCCUCCCAGACGCUCUCGUAGCCCUAUGGCAGUCUACCAUUCACCACGUUCAAAGCCGUACGACGACGAUAAGCGAGACGUGCGCCGUGAAGGUUCCGACCGUCGGAGGUCACGCUUUGACGAUGACGCUCCUCCGAGGACGCGAAGGGGGUACGACUAACGAAAGCCGUUGAGAGGCGCACAGUUUACCGACCAGCUGCCAAUGUGUCGCAGCUUCCCCGUUAUGCCAUGCGUGUCUACAAGGCAACCCCACGACGUUCCUUGCAUGUACUUUUACACCUUCUGCGGAUUUCAAU